AUGGCUGAAGAAACACAAGUGGUUGAAUCUGGAAGAGGCUUGGGAAAGAGGAAGUUUGGCAGGAACCAAGGGCGCAAAAAGUCAAAUAAGAAACCAAAAGUGAUGCAGCAACAACGGGGACAGAAGAAAGUUAAAAUCGAUCCAAAAAUGAAGAAACUUUACCACAAGCGAGCACGAGAGUAUAAUUCUGAUGAUGAAGAUGAGACAGCUGCCCCUGCUUCUGUGAGGACUAGAGGUGCGCCUUCUAUGAAGACUAGAGGUGUAGUAUCUUUCACCAAAAAAAAGCACGAGGAGGAAGACAUAGAAGGUGAAGAGCUGUCUGAAGAUGAAGGAGCAGCAGGAGGACAAAGAACGCAGAAGAGGAAUGUUACUGAUAAAAAAGUUAGUUUCUCCGAGGAUGAAGGAGAAGAUGGUGAUGAAAUUCAGCCUGGAAUUACUAAGUUCACUGAAGGUUGUAAAGCAUUCAAGAUGGCCUUCAAGAGUAUUAUAAAGAAAAGUGUUUCUGAUGACUUGUUGGGUCCAGUAUUGUCAGCACAAAAGAAUCUUGUUAUAGAAAAGCUCGCGGAAGAGGAGGCAGAGCGCAAGGUCAAGGGAGAGGCAAAAAAGGAAAAGCUGAUGAUAGCAGAAAAGGGACAUGUCAAGCCUGCUUCUUAUUUGGAUUCGCACGAAAAGUUUCUAAUAAGUGUAGCGACCAAAGGAGUGGUCAAGUUGUUCAACGCUGUCAACAAGGCACAAGUUGCUCAGAAAGGGCUGGAUCCCUCAAAGAAUAGGGAUGCCAAAGAGUUAAGAAAACGCACCAAGGAAGCCUUCUUUUCGGAGUUAGGGAAGCCAGCAAUUGGCACCUCUGCUGUUAAGGCCAAUGCAAGCACAAGCAAUGGAGAAGAUGAACAACCUUCUUGGGCUCCAUUACGAGAUAAUUAUAUGCUGACAAGCUCAAGAAUAAAAGAUUGGGACAAAAACAUGCCAGGUAAAAAUGAAUCAGAUAACAAUGAAAAGGUUUCCGAAGAUAGCAGUUCCGAUGAAGAUUAA
Messenger RNA from Vicia faba (fava bean), 1029 nucleotides. NCBI's taxonomy places the organism in Eukaryota, Viridiplantae, Streptophyta, Magnoliopsida, Fabales, Fabaceae. The record is from the annotation of a GenBank genome assembly.